AUGCUAGUUCUCGACGCUGAUCGAACUCUGACGGCUGAAGACACGGUCAAACUGUUCUGGGAGGCCGUCUUAGUGACCGCAUUCCCGCUGGAUAUUCCAAUGUUGAAGAAAGCCAACAAGUUCACCGUCGACGUUUUCAUUCGUGGCCAGCGAAAGCAAAAUAUCGACGUUAUCGACCCAACGGAUAGAACAUCUGCAAAGUUGCUCAAGACGGCUAUGCGGGAUGCACGCAAUAAUAGUCUUAUUCUAUAUGAAGCUCACCGGCGUGGACAUUUCACCGAUGGAUAUCGACUCUUCCAUGAGGAUCGGACCCUGAUCGUCUCUCUUAUGAGGGUAGGAGGCCCCAUGGCUCAUGGAGCCUGGGACAUGUUCCCUAGUGCAAUAUAUUUUCAAGCCAAAAAUCCCACUGAUGUCAAGUUGGGACAUCUAGAUGGUCAAAUCAACAUUCUACUUGUCGACCUGGUUAUUAACAGCGGCAAGUCCAUUGCAGAAUUUGUGCAACACAUUUGCAACCUUCAUGCUACCAUUCGCAUUGUGGUUGUUGCUAGCGUUGUUUAA
Molecule: messenger RNA, 558 nt
Organism: Talaromyces stipitatus ATCC 10500
Lineage: Eukaryota; Fungi; Ascomycota; Eurotiomycetes; Eurotiales; Trichocomaceae
Exons: 4
Coding region: 1-558 (185 amino acids)
Source: RefSeq, a predicted model, not a curated record